Messenger RNA from Fusarium fujikuroi IMI 58289, 336 nucleotides. RefSeq lists its product as uncharacterized. The transcript has a single exon. NCBI's taxonomy places the organism in Eukaryota, Fungi, Ascomycota, Sordariomycetes, Hypocreales, Nectriaceae. The record is from RefSeq and is a predicted model, not a curated record. The coding region runs from base 1 to 336 and encodes 111 amino acids.
AUGCCCAAGCGGCGCUUGUCUAGCGACUCUAAGGACGAUACGCCACGCAAGAUCCGCAAGUUCAGCAAUCAACAGAUGGAGCACCGUGGCAACCUCGAGGGGACUGUUUCUAAUCUGAGAAGCUGCAGUCUAUCACAACUACCAAAUGAAUUUGAGCCCAAAACGCAGCUACUGACACCAGAGAGAGACUUGCGGUCCAGAAACGACAAGCCGACCAGCCUUGACGAGGAUUUCAGCUCAGCAAGAGCUGAUACGGACAACUCUGUAGAAGAAUCCAGUGAUGAUUCUGAUCUUGAGGAAAGCUUGAAGAGCCCACGCCCAGAGAGUUUACAAUAA